AUGGCGGGCAAGGCUGGGGAGCCUUGCAUCCCCCUGACCCUGCAGCGCUCCCGGCUGAAGGCUGAGGAGAAGACCCUGGAUUUUGAGUUUGAGGUGGUCAGCGCCCAGUUUAACCGGCGCGGCCGCUACGCCCUGCAGCUCACCGUGGAGAACCCGCUGCUGCGGGGCUCCGGCGCUGGCGUCCGGCUCCGCAUCGACGGCGGGGAGGUCAUCCAGAGCAGCACCGGCACCACUGACGCCAUCGAGCAGAGCGACCUCAACCAGAUUUACUCCUUCCAGAGGAGGAAAUUCACCUUCACCCUGCCCAGAGGUUUCUGCAAGAACGACAAGAACCACGACGUGCGGCUCCACAUCGAGGCCCUGCACUUCCCCGGGAGGGCAGAGAGGAUGAGGACGAGCAGGCAGGUGGGCGAAGCCUUCUUCGCCAUCUACCCCCGCACCAACCAGCCCCGGAUGAAGCUCUCGGCGGGGAGGGACGAGGACUGGUACCGCUACAGCGCCGUGAUGGCUUUGCUGCGGGUGGGCAGCCAGCAGCCGGCCAUGCACUGCGGCCGGCUGGCCUUCACCGCGUCCCUGCACGAGCACCGGCCUCCCACCACGCUGCCCCCGGCCCCGCUGCUCUCCCCCGGCACCCAGGAGGACGCCCGGCCAGCGGCGGGCACAGCCCCGGCGUCCCUGCACAUCCCCGGCCCCAGCCGCUCGCUCCGUACACCCGAGUCUGCUUACCACUCGCUGCCCACCGAGGGCAGGGCUCGCUCCCCUGAGAGGCUGCCGGCUGACCCUGCACUCAGCUCCUCCCCGGAGCUCCCCGGUGACUCAGCAGAUGAGCAUCCUUCCUCCUCCUCCUCCUCCUCCUCCUCCUCUUCCUCGGCUCCUGCCCCAAGGCGACCACUGAGCUGCAGCAGCUUCCACCUCUCCUCGUUGGGCUACAGCCCGGAUCUGGCCUCUUCACCAUCACAGGUAUCCACGUCCCCCGCCGGGACGGAGAAGCCCAGGCACACACGGGUGGCUGGCAGGGGACACGUGGCCCGCGUGGGGAAGGAAACCAUCGCCGUCACCCUCCACAGAGCCAGCAACCUGCCGGCCACGCGGGAGGGCCUGGUGCCGUGGCCGUAUGUUGUCGUUAAGACCAGCAGAGGGGACGAGCAGAAGCCGGAGGCGACCCGUGCGUCCUCGGUGCCCACCCACGCGCCCACCUGGGAGGAAGAGGUGACGGUGGAAAUGGAUGCUGAAGAUGCAGGCUGGGCGGCCCUGAUUCUCACCGUGGCAGACAAAGCCACCAAGGAGGCGUUGGGGACCUUCCAGCUGCCGGUGCGGCACCUCCAGCCCUUCCAGCCCCACCACUGCAGGCUGGUGCUGCCGAGGACGCGGGACCCCGCGGGGACCGUCCUGCACGUCACCAUCACCCGCAAAGGGAGCUCCAUCCCUCGCUGUGAUGGGUUGAGCUACGUGGCCCUGGAGGUGUUGCUGCGGGGGCUGUCCGCCCCCUUGGCCACCCCCUCCGGGCCGCUCGUCGCUGUGGCCAGAGUUGUGACCAAUGUUCCGGAGUACGAGCACCGCAUGGAGACGCUUCCCACCUCCUGUCCUGACAUCAGCCCCGCCACCAUCACAUUCCCAGACCCUCCGGCAGCAGCCUUCAUCACCUCCCGAGCUGCCAAUCGUGGCCACACGCAGAUGUCCCGAUCAGCCGGGCCCCCAGAGCAGCCAACCUGGAACACCUCCUUCCUCUUCCAAGGCCGAGACGUGGCCACCAUCUUCUCCGAAGGCACCGCCCUGGCAAUCGAAUAUUAUCCGUACAAACCCAUGUGGGGUGCUCCAGGCCCCCUCGUUCCAGCAGGAUACUCGGUGCUGCCCCUCACCAGCCGCGUUCUCCGGGAGCUGGCGGCGCGGGGCGGCGGGAUGCGCGUGGACGGCCUUGCCGUGAAGGGCACGGACCUCAAAACCGCCUCUGGGACCAUCCCAACCGUGGGGCUCUGCCUGCAGCUCCUUCAGUCGGAGAGACCGGCGGCCUUCCUGACCCCGUGGGGCAGCGAUGCCCUCCCCAGCCUGGACCCCGCCGCCAGCAGCACGCUCGAGAGGGGCGAAGAGCCACGGGCAGCCCCCACGCACCCAUUUUACCACCAGCUUCACCGUGACGAUGUGUCCCUCCCUGCAGCUGACGCCGUGGCCAGCAUCCUGCCGGGAAAGCAGCCCUUCCCACGUGGGACGGGAGCACCGUCGGAGGAGCGGAGGUCCCAGGAGAUCCCUGGGGAUGGCCAGGAGCUGGAGGCGAGCAGCUACCGCCUGGCGCUGAAGAGGAUGGCGGGGGACCUCCUGUCCCUGCGCCGGCAUGUCACCAGCCUCGAGGUGGAGAACGGGCACCUGCGGCGCAGCCUGGCCUCGCAGGAGGAGCUGAGCCACGCUCCGCUCGCCGACGGGGACGUGGACGUCAUGACCCAGGAGGAGCUGCUGGACAGGCUCGCCACCCUCAAGCGCAAGCUGGUGGCCAGCACGGCGGAGAUGAGGAGGCUGAAGGACCGUGUCCAGCAGCUGCAGAAUGAGCUGAUCCGGAAAAACGACCAGGAGAAGGACCUGGUGCUGCUCCAGCGAGCCCACCGGCAGCAGCAAGCCGCGCUGAGGAGGUGCCAGGAGAAGGUGGCCAAGAUGAAGGGUCUGAAGGAGACAGUGCGGCAGCAAGAGAAGGUGAUCGAGGCGAUGGAGCGGGCGCUGCAGGAGAAGCUCACCGGGGUGGGCAGGAGCAGCGAGAAGCCGGCGGGUGAAGCCCUCUCCGGGGACGUGUACACCGUGCUGCUGGCCGAGAACUGCAGGCUGCACAGGGAGCUGGCGAGGCCCCCCCACCCCUCAUCCCCCAUCACCCCACGGCCCCCAGCCUUGCCGAGUGUUUUGGGGGGGGCGGAGAAGUUGUCUCUGCUGGCCAGGCUGGAGGAGGCACAAACCCGCAGGCGGGUGCUGGAGAGGCAGCUGAAGGAGGUGGCGAGGAGGUGGGGACGGGAGAAGCAGGAGCUCGGCACUCGUCUGCUGGAGCGGGAGCACGGCUUCCCCCAAGCCCCCGCCUCGAACCUGCCAGCGAUCUCCACAGUCCCCCCGAGAAGACCCCGGCCCCUGCCCCCCCUGCCCUAGCCCACACCCGGCGAGAGAGACAGAGAACCCCAACGCUGGCAAAAAGGAGCCGGUGCUUUUUUUUUUUACGCAUGAUGAAAUCACAGAGAAAUUCCGGAA
Messenger RNA from Tyto alba (common barn owl), 3219 nucleotides. It is a transcript of the gene CCDC33, whose product is annotated as coiled-coil domain containing 33. Bases 1 to 3120 code for a protein of 1039 amino acids. The record is from RefSeq and is a predicted model, not a curated record. Lineage: Eukaryota; Metazoa; Chordata; Aves; Strigiformes; Tytonidae. Gene Ontology annotation, cellular component: peroxisome. The transcript is spliced from 23 exons.